Molecule: messenger RNA, 1451 nt
Organism: Perca flavescens (yellow perch)
Lineage: Eukaryota; Metazoa; Chordata; Actinopteri; Perciformes; Percidae
Gene: evx1
Product: even-skipped homeobox 1
Exons: 3
Coding region: 162-1289 (375 amino acids)
Biological process (GO): regulation of transcription by RNA polymerase II
Cellular component (GO): nucleus
Molecular function (GO): RNA polymerase II cis-regulatory region sequence-specific DNA binding; DNA-binding transcription factor activity, RNA polymerase II-specific
Source: RefSeq, a predicted model, not a curated record
UUUCCAGAAGCCUAUCCUUCUCCUUGGGACUCAACCCCCACCCCCCUCACCCACCUCCACCAUCACUACACACACCCCUCCAACCUGAAAAAUCAUCGCCUCGGUUUGCACGGCUUGCACUCUCCCGCGAAGUCGAGUUUUUUUUUUAAAUCGUGCUUGUGAUGGAAAGAAGAGAGGAGAUGGUGAUGCUGGCGGAGGGAAGUCAGCUUGGCAAGAGCGGCUCUAAUUUGUCGGGAGCCGUAGGGAGCCCGGUGCGAGAACCGCAGGGGAAGCAGGUCCACAGAAGCUGUCUGAGCCCCGGCGCUGCGCCCUACUCCCGGGACAGAGCGGAGGUGGUGAUGGAGGAGAGCGCACGGAGGAAUAUGUGCGCCGAUAUGAGGCCAGUUGGCACGUCUUCCUCCGGAGAAAGACACCGAAGUGAUCAUCCCCACAAAGACGGCAGCAGCUCUGACACCGAGUCGGACUUCUACGAGGAAAUUGAUGUCAGCUGCACGCCUGAAAGCAUGGACUACCCAACAGCUAAAGGUCGAAAUGGUGAUUCUCCGGGUCACCCGAGUGAGACUGGUGCUGACCCGUGUAACAUGGUCCCGGGUCCGGGCUCCUUGUCCUAUGCAGCGGAUCAGAUUCGCCGGUACCGGACAGCGUUCACCCGGGAGCAAAUCGCACGGCUGGAGAAGGAAUUUUACCGGGAGAACUACGUGUCUAGGCCGCGGAGAUGCGAACUGGCGGCCGCCUUAAAUCUACCUGAAACCACAAUCAAGGUGUGGUUUCAGAAUCGCAGGAUGAAAGACAAGCGCCAGCGUCUGGCCAUGACGUGGCCUCACCCCGCCGACCCGGCCUUCUAUACCUACAUGAUGAGCCACGCGGCAGCCACUGGGAACCUGCCCUACCCCUUUCCAUCCCACCUGCCGCUACCUUACUACUCCCAUCUUGGUGUCGGAGCUGGCGCGGCUCCGGCUGCCACCCCUUUCUCCAACCCCCUGCGCUCCCUUGACAGUUUCCGGAUGCUGUCUCACCCAUACCAGAGGCCGGACCUCCUGUGCGCCUUCAGACACCCCUCCCUGUACCCGGGUCCGACCCACGGCCUCGGUCCCGGAGGAAGCCCCUGCUCCUGUCUGGCCUGUCACUCAAGUCAAUCCAACGGUAUCUCAAGCAGGCCAUCGGGUUCGGACUUCGCUUGCUCCCCAACUAGCAGGACUGACGCUUUUGUCACUUUCACGCCUUCAGUGCUCAGCAAAUCCUCAUCUGUGACAAUAGACCAGAGGGAAGAAGUGCCUCUGACCAGAUAAAACCAAAACAACCCGCUUUUGUUCUAUAUAAGCCUUUAACAUAAGCUUGUUAACCUAACAUAUUAUCUGAUCAGGACUGAAACAGCAUGAAGAGAUAGUCUGUAAGCAGUGAAAGCCAGUUUAAACUUUGGGCAAGAUACUUAGCCAGAUCUUCAGCUGACA